Chrysoperla carnea is the source of this 1362-nucleotide messenger RNA. RefSeq names its product phenoloxidase-activating factor 2-like. Gene Ontology annotation, molecular function: serine-type endopeptidase activity. Bases 82 to 1362 code for a protein of 426 amino acids. Gene Ontology annotation, biological process: proteolysis. The record is from RefSeq and is a predicted model, not a curated record. Lineage: Eukaryota; Metazoa; Arthropoda; Insecta; Neuroptera; Chrysopidae. The transcript is spliced from 2 exons.
GUUAAUUAAUUACUCGUGGAAUAUUGUUUAGAAAUUAAAUUUAAUCACCACCAGUGCAAUAUUUAAAAAUAAUUUACAAAAAUGAAAUUAUCAAGAUUUUUAUCACUAAUAAUACUAUGCAAUAAUUUAUUUAAAUUUGUAAUAAAUAAGGGUAUUUUUAAGGAGGAUGAUCACCUUGAAGAUGAUAAUGGCGACAAUAAUCAAUUAAUGCAUAGUAGUCAACGAUUUUUAAAUGGGAAUUUAAUUAAUGAUCGUAAUUUAAUAUUAAGUAUACGAAAACCAACAAAAAAUGAUGACCCAUCACAAAAGAAUUGUGAUUGUGUGCCAUAUUAUUUAUGUUUAAAUAAUUCAAUUAUAACAGAUGGGGAAGGAUUAAUUGAUAUUCGGAUGCAAGAUGGACCAUGCACAAGUUACUUAGACUUUUGCUGUAAAACAGAAAAUAAAAUUCCAAUUCAAACAAAUAAAAUCGAUUUUCCAUUGAAAAAAUCGGUAGGAUGUGGAAUUCGCAACCCAGAAGGUGUUGGAUUUCGAAUUACUGGCGAUAAAAACAAUGAAUCACAGUAUGGUGAAUUUCCAUGGAUGGUAGCAAUUUUAUACGAAGAACCUUAUGAAAACAAUGACAAUAAUGAUGUAAUUCCACAAUCCAGAAUAAAUAUUUAUCAAUGCGGUGGUUCGCUAAUACAUCCCAGAGUUGUAAUAACAGCAGCACAUUGUGUAAGCGACAAAAAGAAACAGAAAUCGUUAAAAAUACGAGCUGGGGAAUGGGAUACACAGACCAAAAGUGAACAGUAUCCACAUCAAGACCGUGACGUUGAAAAAGUAAUCAUUCACGAGUUAUACUAUGAUCGGGCACUUUUUAACGACAUCGCUCUGUUAAUCUUAAAAUCACCAGUUAAUAUAGCAGAAAAUGUAGACGUAGCAUGUUUACCAGAACAGGCAAUGAUUACACCAGAAGGUACUCGAUGUAUUGCAAGUGGUUGGGGUAAAAAUGUGUUCGGUCAAAAGGGACAGUACCAAGUGAUAUUGAAAAAAAUUGAGUUACCGAUUGUAGGGGAUUUAGCUUGUACACAAUCGUUGCAGAAAACGAGAUUAGGUAAUCGUUUUCAAUUGCAUCCAAGUUUUAUUUGCGCUGGUGGUGAAGCAGGACGAGAUACGUGUAAAGGUGAUGGAGGUAGUCCCUUAGUUUGCCCCAUAAGUGGUAUACCCAAUCGGUAUUAUCAAGCUGGAAUUGUUGCAUGGGGUAUUGGAUGCGGAGAACAACAAACUCCUGGUGUGUAUGUUAAUGUUGCCUUAUUUCGUGAUUGGAUUGAUUUACAAUUAAAAAAUAAUAAAAUCAACACUGACACAUAUAGUUUUAGUUGA